AAUGGCAACCGAGUGCACUUCCGUCGCUUGUCAAGGAUGGGUUCUCUGACUGAGGGUGAAAUAGCACAGAUAGCGAGGCAGCAGAGAGAGGCUGGCGUGCAGAGGCUCAGCCGCCACUUCUCUUGGCCCGAGUUCUGCGACGAGCGGCGGUGCUUCCAUCAGGAGUUUGUGUACGACGUCGCCAUGUUCGCCGCCGCCCGUGGCUUCCCCUGGCCCGCCGUGAUCCGGGCAGCUGUUGUCGCCAGAGGCGUCUUCCCACAGCUGGACGGUCCCGAUGUACCCGGACUGUUGUCCAUGCUGAGAGACGCCCUGUCGGAGUGUUUGCCCAACCUCACCCCUGUCCACAGACAUGAGCUCACCCGGUUCCUCACGGGCACCUGCGUCAACCGGCGGAGGCUUUUCCAGGCGGCGGUGGGAGCUGCUGACACGUCCGUCGCUCAGCUACACUUGGAGGUGCAGUUGCCUCCCACACCCUGUCCCCUAGCGCAGGGCACAGAUCUGCAUGAGUGGGAGCAGCAGCGUCAUCAAGCCAAGCCGAGCUGA
Messenger RNA from Anoplopoma fimbria (sablefish), 543 nucleotides. It is a transcript of the gene c22h8orf74, whose product is annotated as chromosome 22 C8orf74 homolog. Bases 37 to 543 code for a protein of 168 amino acids. The record is from RefSeq and is a predicted model, not a curated record. Lineage: Eukaryota; Metazoa; Chordata; Actinopteri; Perciformes; Anoplopomatidae. The transcript has 4 exons.